UUAGCCUUGACGUGCACGGCUUUGGCUUUUGUCUUCGCCCCACCUCGCAAGCCAAGCAAGGUAUUUGUUCACCGUCGCUUUGUUCUUCUCAACCUCCACGGAAACCCCGGCUUGCCUAAUGAUAAAUGCACUCGAAUCGCUUCCCAUAUCACCUAUUAAUAUGAACUCAAUAAGCUGAGUCGAAUGUUUGAUGUGUUCUGGAGGUUGAGCUCGCGACUCUAGCAUUGGAGGAUGCAGAUGAGAAAAUGCAUCUUGAAGCUCAUCGCACCCUGGUGCACCUGCUCGAUAAGAUUCGUUCCGGCAACAUAUGAGACAAGGGAUCUCGAGGCUUAUCGGACACUGGUACGCCUGUUUGACAUGGACAACAUGAUCAUUCUCAAGCAUUUAAUCUAUGCCAAGGACGACAUACAGCCGCUGGUGGCCGGUUCCACAAAAUCAAGGGCCAGCCUUGAAGUGCUGAGAAAGAAGACAGUAUUGCUACUGAUAUCAGAUCUUGACAUCGCCAUUGAGAACAUCGAACUUCUCAACCACAUGUACAAAGAGUCUCGUCCGAGGCCGGAGUACCAGUUCGAAAUAGUGUGGCUUCUGAUUGUGGAUGUCGAUCCAAAGUCGGCUGCUUGGGAUAUGACCCACCAGCAGAAAUUCGAGGAGCUGCAGAGCAUCAUGUUAUGGUACACUGUCCACCACCCUUCGAUCCUUGUUCCGGCAGUGAUCAAGUACAUAAGAGAGGUGUGGCGUUUCUCGAAGAGGUUCAUCAUAGUAGCUCUUGAUCUAUAGGGGAAGUUGGCUAGCCCCAAUGCCCUCCACAUGAUCUGGAUAUGGGGAAGUUUUGCAUACCCUUUCACUAUGGAGCGAGAGGAAUCGCUAUGGAAGGAGGAGAGUUGGAGACUCGAGCUGAUCAUUGAUGGCUUAGACGACGGGACAAUAGUGGAAUGGGUACAAACUUCAUCCCUAACGAUCCUUUUUUUCCCGCAAAGUUAAUUCUUAGAUAUGCAUUUUCAAGAACACACUCAAAAGAGGCUUUGGUAAACAAACUUUGAUGAAGAGAAAAUAUUCCAAGAUGAACCAUGGACCAGGCUCUAUUUUCCUAGCAAAAAGUAAAGCAGAAGGGGAAGCAAGAUAGGAGUGAGGCAUUCGAUUUUAUAACA
Messenger RNA from Rhodamnia argentea, 1148 nucleotides. RefSeq names its product protein SIEVE ELEMENT OCCLUSION B-like. Gene Ontology annotation, biological process: phloem development. The record is from RefSeq and is a predicted model, not a curated record. The transcript has 2 exons. Bases 232 to 777 code for a protein of 181 amino acids. Lineage: Eukaryota; Viridiplantae; Streptophyta; Magnoliopsida; Myrtales; Myrtaceae.